AUGCGCGGUAACAUACUCAAAGCCUUUGAAGCUACAGGCGUCGCGCCGCCCUCUGCUGACGCCGUACUGCGGCGGUUCAAAACUACAACACCACAACAAGACGAGGACUUAGAUAUUGAAGAGCACGGUGACGGCAAUACCUGGGAUCAGCUGCGCAAUUUAUUUGAUGCUGUUGUCAAGAAUGCCGUCAAAGUUGAAGCCAAGUGGCUGAGCGCUUCAUUGUACUCGAUGCAGGUCCAAAAUGAGCUCCUCUACCACGAAAACGAAGGCCUCUGCACUACGCUUUCAACUGUAUACAGGCACAGCGUGAAGAGUAAAUCUCUAGAGCUUCAGCAGCGCAAGGAGAUUUGCGGCGCAGUUGCUACAAGUAGUAGUGUCGUUGCAUCUCCGCCGCCACAACCUCUAGUCAAAACAACAACGCGCAGACGUCAAAUCAAGUUACCGGGUAAACAAAUUAGCACAACUUGA
Molecule: messenger RNA, 468 nt
Organism: Pyrenophora tritici-repentis Pt-1C-BFP
Lineage: Eukaryota; Fungi; Ascomycota; Dothideomycetes; Pleosporales; Pleosporaceae
Source: RefSeq, a predicted model, not a curated record